AAAUGUAAAAUGGAGAUCAAGUAAGGUGUCUGCCGAUCUUCAAAAAUAUUUCCAAGUUCAUUAUACCGAGGAAAACGUUGAUUUUCAACCAUCUACAUUCCACAGAGGCAGGAUAUUUAUACUUCAAUGCCGGGUAAUGUACUUGGGCGAGGCUGACAUUGUGCUUGGGGUGGACAACGUGCAGAAGAUGCUGGCUAGGUUCUACAAGUUGGUGAACAAUAACCCGACUUUGGGUCUUAUCCCCACACUACUCUUUCACUCAAGCGAUCUCUCCCAACCAUACUUCGACCAAGUCCAAAGCUUGUCUGUUCUGGAAUUUAGUAUUCCGAUAAUUCCGAUCGACAGUUUGGAUCAAAUUCCACAAAUUCUAGAAAGAUUUAAGGUCUCAACUCGACUCAAGAACCCUUUAAAAACCGAUAAAUUGAGUGGGCUCCAGGUAGAAAAGGAGAUGCUACUGGCGCUCAUAAAUCUUCCAAAUGUAAAAGAAAAAUCGGCGAGAAGUUUGCUAACCCGGUUUGGAAGUGUGCGCGGUGUGGCGGGAGCAAGUGAGGCGGAAUUAGCGACUGUAAUUGGAACCAAUCAAGCACGUGGUCUGUACAGCUUCAUAAACAGGAAGAACACUAUUUAGAAAUAUGAUUUGAGGCUGAUUUUAUUUUAUUGGUAGAAGUAGAUAUUUUUUUAAAAUUAUUUAUCUGUAACUAAUUUUCAGAUCCAAAAUGUACUGGAAGUAUAGUUUGGAAGAAAGUGGUGUACUGUGUAAUGAUAUUCAUUCUACCAGACCUUGGAUUUUAGUCGGAUUUAGAAGUGGGUAUGCUAGUAUAAACGAUUAUGAAACACAAGAAAAAAGGCUGGAUUUAAAAACUCAUGCAGGUCCUGUUCGAAGCAUCAGUUUCCACCCUACUCUCUCAUUGUUUCUCACUGGAUCUGAUGACUGUACAGUUAAAGUAUGGAAUUAUGAAACACAGCGGUGUACUGUUGUAUUCAAAGGACAUUUAGAUUAUGUACGAAAAGUCAUCUUUCAUAAAGUGUAUCCCUGGGUGAUUUCUUGCAGUGAUGAUUCAACAAUUAGGUUUUGGAAUUGGAUGUCACGUGAUAGCUUAUGUACUGUUACCGGACAUAUUCACUGGGUUACAGACAUAGAUAUUCAUUACGAAAGAGAUAUUUUGAUAUCUUGCAGUGUUGACAAUACAGUUAGGGUUUGGGACUUUUCAUCUCUAAGGAAUCGUACAGCAAAAAGGUUAGUUGCAGCAGAAAACACCCUCUAUUUCCCUGUGAUGGGGAAGACUGGCAAUAGGCGUCGGGCUAGACGGGUCGAAAAUCGCGGUAAUUUGCAAAGAACAGUAGCAGUGCCUAGCAGCAUUAACUACAUUUCAAACUCUAAAUUCUGUCAAAUGGUAUAA
This is a messenger RNA of Eurytemora carolleeae, 1400 nucleotides long. Its product is annotated as coatomer subunit alpha-1. Gene Ontology annotation, molecular function: protein binding. Lineage: Eukaryota; Metazoa; Arthropoda; Copepoda; Calanoida; Temoridae. Gene Ontology annotation, cellular component: COPI vesicle coat. Bases 717 to 1400 code for a protein of 227 amino acids. Gene Ontology annotation, biological process: endoplasmic reticulum to Golgi vesicle-mediated transport; intra-Golgi vesicle-mediated transport; intracellular protein transport. The record is from RefSeq and is a predicted model, not a curated record. The transcript has 9 exons.